Messenger RNA from Ruditapes philippinarum (Manila clam), 1262 nucleotides. Its product is annotated as microfibril-associated glycoprotein 4-like. The transcript is spliced from 2 exons. The record is from RefSeq and is a predicted model, not a curated record. The coding region runs from base 194 to 1189 and encodes 331 amino acids. NCBI's taxonomy places the organism in Eukaryota, Metazoa, Mollusca, Bivalvia, Venerida, Veneridae.
AAGGGAAAUGAAAAUGAUAAUAGUUAUUUAUUGAAAAUCUUUUUCUAUGGUUUCAACGAUUAAACGUAGCUUAUGGUUGAGGAGGAUUAUUAAUAUUUCAGCGAAUACAUUUCAGUUGAUGUCUCACGGUUAAGAGCAUAAAAAAGUAUUUGUCUACCUUUGUUGAACAUAUGCGAUUUGUUAAACAUCGAAGAUGAUUCUGAUUUUUCUUGCGAUUAAUUACUGUUUUUCAGAAGUGCUUACUUUGGAGCAUUAUGUUACAUCCUCAUGCGAGAUAGAGAAAAUAUCCGUAAUCCCUCAAGGUGUGCCAACAGUACUAAAAAAUGAACAGUCAUUGAUCUCGUGCAUUUAUCAUUGUCAUAAAGAUGGGCUGUUAUCAUUCUUCUUGAUUGAGAAUAAUUCAUUAUGCUUUUGUAGCUCUGAGGUUGAUUAUAGCAUUGACAAAAAUGAAACCGGUGGAAUAAUCCAUGGAAUAAAAACACAGAAGGUGUCGACUACAUAUAUACAAGAAGGUGGUCAAAAAGUAAAGAGAGUACACAAACAACCAGAGCCGAUUGACUGCCUUGAUCUUUACCAACAAGGAUAUAUGGAAGACGGGUUGUAUGUGAUCAAGCCAGAUGUAAGUUCUUCUACCACUGAUGUGUGGUGUGAUAUGACCAAUGGUGGCUGGACGGUUAUACAACGCCGGCAAGACGGAUCUGAAGAUUUCUAUAGGAAUUGGGAAGAAUACAAGCACGGAUUCGGAAACAGAAGCGGCGAAUAUUGGCUAGGGCUAGAAGAUAUUUACUAUUUGACUAGUGACAGUAGCUCACUCCACAUAUACCUUGAGGCAUUCAAGAAUGACAAUGUUGAUCCAGUGUCUGCUUUCGCUGAAUAUUCGACAUUUAGAAUUAAUGACGAAAAUGAUAAAUUCAGAUUGAGAGUUGAAGGGUUUAACGGCUCUUGCGGUGACUCAAUGUCGUAUCAUAACGAUGGCAAGUUUUCAACCAUAGACAGUGAUAACGAUAUCUAUGACACAAACUGUGCACUACUUUUUGGUGGAGCUUGGUGGCAUAAAGCAUGUCAUCUCUCAAGUCUAAAUGGACUAUACGCAGAUACCGAGUAUGCUCGAGGAAUCAAUUGGCAUUCGUGCUGGGGACAUUAUUACUCUCUAAAGAAAACUGUUAUGAAGAUUAGAAGAAACAACUGAAAAAACAACAUUUAAAUGAUUCAGUUCUAUCAUAUAUCGUUUUAAACAUUUUAUAGUUUUCUUUUUGUUUUGU